Molecule: messenger RNA, 678 nt
Organism: Thermochaetoides thermophila DSM 1495
Lineage: Eukaryota; Fungi; Ascomycota; Sordariomycetes; Sordariales; Chaetomiaceae
Exons: 4
Coding region: 1-678 (225 amino acids)
Source: RefSeq, a predicted model, not a curated record
AUGACAGACCAGCAGGAAGACCCUAUCAUCAAAGCAUUGCAGGAGUACACAACCUGCGAUGUGUCCGACGCCCUAUGCAAGCUUAAAGUACCGCACGGCGGCUUCCUGCCAGGUCUCACCAUGUGGUCCCCCCAACGCCAGGAUGGCAACACAAAAAUCAUAGGCCCGGCCUAUACGGUUCAGUAUGCUCCUCUGGAUGAUCCCAGGCCGAAGCAUCCGAGUCAUUAUAUCGACUCUGUCCCGGCCGGUGCUGUUGUCUUCGUGACUACUAUCCAACAGACGUCAAAUGCUCUGUACGGGGGGUUGAUGUCGACCCGGGCCAAAGCAUUAGGUGCUGUUGGAUCUGUAAUCAACGGCCGCUUCCGCGACCUGCAGGAGCAGAGGGAAUUGAACUAUCCGGUUUUUGCCCGUGGCGUUGGCACUGCACCCCCUGGCCCUGUGCUCAAAGUGGUUGGUGUCAACAUCCCGGUAGAGGUUGAGGCCGAUAAAGGGCCCAUCACAAUCAACCCUGGAGACUACCUUAUUGGUGACGUCAACGGUGUUGUCGUGCUUCCAAAGGAGUUAGCUGAAAAGGCCUUACCGCUCAUGGCGAAACAGGUAGAGGCCGAUUCUAAGAUGGCUGUAGAGAUUCAGAAGGGUAUGACCUUUACAGAAGCUAGCAAACGCUUCCGGCUAUGA